This is a messenger RNA of Solanum pennellii, 2154 nucleotides long. Its product is annotated as aldehyde dehydrogenase family 3 member F1. The transcript has 10 exons. Gene Ontology annotation, biological process: aldehyde metabolic process. Gene Ontology annotation, cellular component: cytoplasm. Gene Ontology annotation, molecular function: aldehyde dehydrogenase (NAD+) activity. Lineage: Eukaryota; Viridiplantae; Streptophyta; Magnoliopsida; Solanales; Solanaceae. The coding region runs from base 660 to 1949 and encodes 429 amino acids. The record is from RefSeq and is a predicted model, not a curated record.
CUGGUGCUUUAGUUAGUUGUGUAUAAAGCAAAUUUCUGCUUCAAUAAUAUACAUACCACUGUUUAUCAAAAUUGGAAGUUGUAUUCGUUGGAUGUGAUAUGUGAAUGCUUUAAAAACCUACAAUUACGAAGAACAGGGCACUAGCAGCUUCAAUAGAAAGCUAAUCGUGAAAAAAGGCGGAGAGUAAAUGCUAAAUAGAUCUUAUUGAUGAUCGUUUGUAAGCUUACAAACAAGUUGAGCAUAGAGGCGUUGAUGAAAGUGGUAUCAACAGUUGAGUUAACAUCAAUAGUGUAAGUGAGCGAUAGAGUGUAGCUGGGUAAGAAUCUGAUGAUCCCCUUUUAUUAGAGGACCAAUAGCUAGGGAUUGAAAACGAUCCUUGAUCAGUAGGAAACGGCCUCUUGAUUUGUGGGAGAUGAUUGCAAGAAUCUCGGAAUCCAUUGAGAAGCAUGGAGCAGUAGCGGACUAGCAAUUAUGCUGGAGUUAAUUGGAAGUGGAAGAUGUGGAGCAGACAGGUAUAAUUAGGCGGGAUGUGCCUGAUCAAUUGUAGGCACGCUAGUCAGGCCUUCCCGGACAUUGUCUGUCUUCUGAUUUGCACAUGCUGAGAUGACUCAUCCUACCUCAGGAGCAGGACCAAAAUUUACUGCUGCAAUGAUCAACCUAUGACCUAUCAUGUUGGUGUGGUGAGGAAAUCAGCUACCAAUGCUUUGCGCUGUGUUGAAAAGUGGAUGGCCCCUCAAAAGGCCCCAAUACCAUUAGUUCUCUUUCCUGCAAGAGGAGCAGUAGUAUCAGAGCCACUGGGAGUAGUGCUAAUAUUUGUGUCCUGGAAUUUUCCCAUCUCCCUAGCUUUAGACCCAGUGAUUGGAGCAAUUUCAGCUGGAAACACAAUUGUCCUUAAACCUUCUGAGCUAGCACCAAAAUGCUCCUCCGUUCUGGCCAAUACAAUACCUCGUUACUUGGAUCCAGAAGCUAUUAAAGUUGUUGAAGGUGGACAUGAUGUAUCAGAACAACUACUGCAGCUAAAAUGGGAUAAGAUAUUUUUUACAGGUAGUCCACGAGUUGGCCGCCUCAUAAUGUCAGCAGCUGCAAAGCACUUAACACCUGUAACUCUUGAGCUGGGUGGAAAAUGUCCUACCAUCUUGGACACGCUAUCUAAUUUCUCUGAUUUACAGGUGGCUGUCAAGAGGAUAGUGGGGGGCAAGUGGGGACCAUGCAAUGGACAAGCAUGCAUUGGAAUCGAUUAUGUGCUCGUGGAAACAAAAUUUGCUCCAGUUCUGAUUGAACUAUUGGAGAAAUCCAUCAAGACAUUUUAUGGUGAGAACUUGAAAACUUUGGCAAAUCUUGCCAGAAUAGUGAACAAGCACCACUUUGAUAGAGUACACAAUCUUCUGAAAGACCCAAAAGUUGCAGCAUCUGUUGUUUAUGGAGGCUCAGUAGAUGAGGAAAAUAUGGCCAUUGAACCAACAAUCUUGUUGAAUCCUCCCCUUGAUGCUGAUAUCAUGAACGAAGAAAUAUUCGGCCCAUUGCUUCCAAUCAUCACACUAAAGAAUAUCGAAGAAAGCAUUCAGUUCAUAAACUCAAGGCCAAAACCUCUUGCAAUAUAUGCAUUUACCAAGAAUGAUUCGUUGAAGGAGAAAAUCUUGCAGGAAACGUCUUCCGGAAGUCUGACUUUUAAUGAUGCUAUGAUUCAGUUUUUAUGUGACACAUUACCAUUUGGAGGCGUUGGUCAGAGUGGUUACGGACGUUACCAUGGGAAGUUCUCUUUUGACACAUUCAGUCAUGAAAAAGCAGUUCUACAUAGGAGCUUCUUAGUUGAGUUGGAAUCAAGGUAUCCGCCAUGGAAUGAUUUCAAGAUGGAGUUUGUUAGAUUGGCUUACAACUAUGACUAUCUUGGGAUUAUACUGCUCUUGCUGGGGUUGAGAGGACUAAUCAGAACAAACCGAAGGCGGUAGAAGAUAAAACUCUUCUCACUUAAAUAAGGUUAAUCCGUCAUACGAAAGUGUCUACAAAACUGUUUGCUCAGUGAGAGAGCAAAAACUAUUUGAGGAAUAUUAUGUAUAUUAUUAUUUAUCAAUUGAGGUAGUCUUCUCUGUUUCUACUUGCUAUGUUAUAAAUCAAUAUUCAUAAAAAUUACUAUUGUUCUAUAUAAAUGAAUAA